This is a messenger RNA of Drosophila persimilis, 577 nucleotides long. RefSeq lists its product as uncharacterized. The transcript has 2 exons. Bases 1 to 528 code for a protein of 175 amino acids. NCBI's taxonomy places the organism in Eukaryota, Metazoa, Arthropoda, Insecta, Diptera, Drosophilidae. The record is from RefSeq and is a predicted model, not a curated record.
AUGGAUAAUACUAGUAAAGUGGACAAUAUUGAACCAAGUUUUCAGGAUGCCGUCGUCUUCAAGUUUACAAACUUCGUCUGCGAGAGUUACAAUCAAUCCUGGUUCGUGUUCCACAACUAUCGUCUGAAGGCCGUCAGUCGCAACAAAGUGCUUCUCAAUAUGAAUGGUACGGUACUACAUCCGGUCAACAAUAUUUCAAUUCAUGUCAGAAUGUUAAAAAAGGCAAACGGCUACAAGCCCUGGCUUUUCGAUAUUUAUUUUGAUGGCUGUCAGUAUUUUUUCAAGCGGAAUCAACCUGUUUUUAAUAUAAUUUAUGGGCUCUUCAAAGAGUUUACUAACAUAAACCACUCAUGCCCCUACGUGGGUCCACAGAUUGUCAAGGACUUUUAUCUAAGACCUGAGCUACUGCGUCUUCCCUUUCCAACAGGGGAUUAUUUAUUGGCGCUUCAGUGGUACUUCGAUAAGAAGCUACAGUUUGAUACGAACGUUAGUUUUACAUUCGUGGAAGAUUUAAUGAAGAGAAAUUAGUGGGAAUCACCUGAAUACAGAUUCAGUAGAAUCCUGAAGAUCCAUGAAA